AAGCAAGACGCGCCUAGCCAGACACGACCCUCUGCUACGCUAGACAGCGCGUCAGAGGCCAUUCACAGCAUCAGAAGUAUGGAAGUCGAAGAGCUACAUCCCCUCGCGGCCCAAAUCUGCUAUGCUGCGCCGAAACUGGCCAAUGCGCCUCCACUGCUUGUACUCAACCUCAACAAACUGCCUCCCGCAGACCGCGUCGACUAUGAUGUCCUUCAGCAGGCUGUUCUCGAUAUUGUCGAUGUUCAGACAUUCGAUGCGGCAUACGCAGCGACAAACCCAAUGUAUCGAAAAGAUGGCUGUCUUGCCUAUGAGCUAGUUGUAUUCUGUGCAGGGGGCAAGCACAGGCCCAGCUGGCCCUGGAUGAUUGGAGAAUUUGCUGCGCUAAACAAAAAAUACAAGAAGGCACUACAAAGACUGUACAUCGUGCAUGAGAAGAGCUUCGUACGAGUGGCGAUGCAGCUGGUUGAACAGGCAGCGAGUCCGAAACUUGCAAAGAAGGUCAGACAUCUCCGAACACUAGCGGAACUAGCGGAAGAGCUUGGGAAGGAACGUAUGCAAGGAUUGCGGGUUGAUGAGGUUGUUUGGCAGCACGACAUGCAAGUCAUGGCAGAGUUACAGCAAGCAGAGCGCAAAAAGAACAAGACACGACGCAGUCCGCCUACUCCCGCUAGAACACACUCUGCGCCAGAUCUCGUCAUGCAAGCGCCUAGUCGAGACAUUCAUGCGACGAAAGAAUUGCCGCCGCCUGUCAUGCCGAGACGGCCGGCGUCGACACGUCCAAUCAUCACAGACGUACAAAGAAGCGAUGAGCCAGUACACGCGAAGCCGCCACCUCGCGUGCCGACUACAAGAUCUCAACAACGACUCGAUCAAGAAGAGUGCCCCACUCCUAUUGUGUCAUCCUCUGCCGACGCAAAGAGGUCCAUCUCUGCGUCAUCGAGCAUCUCUCUCAUCAUUCACGAGGAUGAAGCCUUAGAAUUGCCUCAGAAACCAGCAGCUCCCUCACCAAACGCGACACAGAAACAGCAGAAAGAGUCAAUACCACUGCCCACCAAGUCUAAGGCCGCCUCAAGCAAAGCACAACCACUGAGACGUGCUAUUUCAGGUCCAUUGACGCCGGCGCAAGGUGCUAUUCAGAAUUUCUUGCCGAAAGAUGCAGAAAUGGUGGCGUUGCCAUCGCUCAAGCAACAACUCAAACCAACCGUUCGACCACCCUCACCAAGGAAGAAGCCUGCGCAGAUACAAAGCCUGCGUGCAAGCAGUGAAGGUCGUGUGGGUAAUUUGAGGGCAUUGUUUGAGGAGCGUGCCAAAGUUGCAGAGCAGCUACGUAGCGCCUGAGCGAUAGACCGGCAACAUUGCUUGGUGACUUGGUGACAUUCUGUCGUCAAAAGGUGCAGCUAGAUGCAAUCUCUUGGCAAUCAAAAGUGAUCACAUCGCGCCCUUAUCUGUCGUAUCUAUGC
Molecule: messenger RNA, 1460 nt
Organism: Protomyces lactucae-debilis
Lineage: Eukaryota; Fungi; Ascomycota; Taphrinomycetes; Taphrinales; Protomycetaceae
Product: divergent CRAL/TRIO domain-containing protein
Exons: 1
Coding region: 79-1338 (419 amino acids)
Source: RefSeq, a predicted model, not a curated record